Messenger RNA from Oncorhynchus mykiss (rainbow trout), 5066 nucleotides. The record is from RefSeq and is a predicted model, not a curated record. NCBI's taxonomy places the organism in Eukaryota, Metazoa, Chordata, Actinopteri, Salmoniformes, Salmonidae.
GAGUAAUAACAUGUUCAAAUACUUAGUACAUUGUCUCGAAUCUAGGUUGUGCCUUAAGAUUUCGAUAAAAUUAACAACCAAGGAAGAAUUUGUCACUUCUCAAACACCAAACCCCGGCCUAGUCUGCUUCGCAAGCGUUCCGGAAGUCUCGCGAUGUUGCGUGCGUCUCUGGGUUUAGAAACUCUGUGACAACAACAAAUGAAAUACUGUCAUCUGUUGCCAUGACAAUGUUCUUAAUACGGAGGCUCACCCGGAUGGUUUAUGGAGCUAAAACGCGAAAGUCAAGCUAGCUAACAGGAGGCCAAGGUUUGUUGACGUGAGCUAAAAACUAAAAUCUUAAGUUUGAAGGUGAAAGUCUCGAUUGCUAGUGUGCUAACUGCAGAGUAUCGGUUAGACAAACCAAAAUGAGUCUGGAUAAAGCAAAGCUAUGCGAUUCGUUACUAAAUUGGCUACAGACAUUUCAGGUGCCCUCAUGCACCAGUAAGCAGGACCUGACGAGCGGAGUGGCUAUUGCACACGUUCUACACAGGAUAGACCCCUCCUGGUUUAAUGAGGCAUGGCUGAGCAGGAUCAAGGAGGAGAGUGAGGCCAACUGGCGCCUCAAGGUCAGCAACCUGAAGAAGAUUCUUCAGAGCAUGCUUGAGUAUUACCAUGAUGUGCUUGGCCACCAGGUAGCAGACGAGCACCUGCCAGACAUCAAUCUGAUUGGGGAGUUUGGAGAUGUGACUGAACUUGGAAAGCUGGUGCAGUUGGUGCUUGGCUGUGCUGUCAGCUGUGAGAAGAAGCAAGAGCACAUCCAGCAGAUAAUGACCCUGGAGGAGUCUGUCCAGCAUGUUGUCAUGACAGCCAUACAGGAGCUCCUGGCUAAAGAGACAACUGUUCCAGGAAGUCCUGAGACCUACGGGGACUUUGACUACCAGUCCAGGAAGUAUUAUUUUCUCAGUGAGGAGGUGGACGCGAAGGAGGAUCUGGGCCAGCGCUGUCGGGACCUGGAGCACCAGUUGGCAGCCGUCCUGGAGGAGAAGUCGUCCCUGCAGGUGGAGACACAGUCCCUGAGGGAGAAGCUCAGCCUCAGUAACCCACAGGAUGCUUCUACCACCAUCACUGGCAAGAAGCUGCUGCUGCUGCAGAGCCAGAUGGAGCAGCUACAGGAGGAGAACUACAGACUAGAGAACAGCCGAGAUGACAUGCGUGUGCGAGGGGAGAUUCUGGAGCGUGACGUUUUGGACCUCACUCACCGUAACGAUGAACUGACCAGCCUCGCCCAGGAGGCCCAGACUCUCAAAGAUGAGAUGGACAUCCUCCGGCAUUCGUCUGACCGGGUGAGCCGGCUGGAGGCACUGGUGGAGACAUACAAGCGUAAGCUGGAGGACCUGGGGGACCUGCGCAGACAGGUGCGUCUGCUGGAGGAGCGCAACACUGUCUACAUGCAGCGCACAUGUGAGCUGGAGGAGGAGCUACGCAGGGCCAACUCAGUCCGCACGCAGCUGGACACCUACAAGAGACAGGUCCAUGAGCUUCACACCAAGCAUUCGUCAGAGGCACUGAAGGCUGAGAAGUGGCAGUUUGAGUACAAGAACCUUCAGGAUAAGUAUGACGCCCUGCUUAAGGAGAAAGAGCGUUUGAUCUCAGAGCGAGACACACUGCGGGAAACCAAUGAUGAGCUCAGGUGUGCACAGGUCCAACAGAAGGGCCUCAGUCAACCAGGUGGAUUAUGUGAGGACUCUGGCACAGUGGGAAACCUGGCCUCUGAGAUGAUGCCCACAGAGUUCAAGGAGACGGUGGUGCGUCUGCAGAGUGAGAACAAGAUGCUGUGUGUCCAGGAGGAGAGCUACAGACAGAGACUGGUGGAGGUACAGGGUCAGCUGGAGGAGUCUCAACGCAGCCAGAACACCCUGGAGACACAAAACAGGUUGAACCAGCAGCAGAUCUCUGAGCUGCGGUCCCAGGUGGAGGAUCUCCAGAAGGCUCUACAGGAGCAGGGCAGCAAGGCAGAGGAUGCCAUCUCCUCCCUGCUGAAGAAGAAGCUUGAGGAGCACCUGGAGAAGCUCCAUGAGGCCCACUCAGACCUGCAGAAGAAGAGAGAGGUCAUUGAUGACCUGGAGCCCAAAGCGGACGGCAACAUGGCGAAGAAGAUCGAUGAGCUGCAGGAGAUCCUGAAGAAGAAGGAUGAGGACAUGAAGCUGAUGGAGGAACGCUACAAGCGCUAUGUGGAGAAGGCCAGGACGGUGAUCAAGACUCUGGACCCCAAGCAGCCACCUCUGACUGUGUCUCCUGAUGUUCAGGCCCUCAAGAACCAGUUGACUGAGAGAGACCGGAAGAUCCAGCACCUGGAGCAUGACUAUGAGAAGAGCAGGUCCAGACAUGAGCAGGAGGAGAAACUCAUCAUAAGUGCCUGGUACAAUAUGGGUAUGGCCCUGCAUCAGAAGGUGGUGGGAGAGCGGUCGGGUCCGUCCAACCAGGCCCAGUCCUUUUUGGCCCAGCAGAGGCAGUCCACCCACGCCAGGAGAGGCCUCGCAGCCCGCCACCAGCCCAGAUAAGACACAUCAACUCUGGGGGAGGAUGUGGAGAUUAUCGAUAUCUUAGUGUUCACUACUUCCGUACCCCUACUCUCACUGCUCUGAUGCCUUUACUUCUCCUCUUGGUGUUUUGUGAAGAUUGCUGCUGCCCUCUGCUGGGCAUCUCUGUUACAGGAUUUUCUGGAGCGUCAGCGAUGCAGAGCUACUUACUGCACCUUCAAGUGCAUUCAAUGCUGCCAAGACUCAUUUGAACAAAGAUGAGAGAAAUGGGUCUAAAUGAGAGCUGGAAUGAAGGAACAUGAAGUGGAUAGAAAUAAGCUGUGUGACUAAUCCUUUGUCAUGGAAUUCUUAGACAAUGUUUCUCAUUCAGUCCCUCCAUUUCUUUCAAGCCCUAUUUUUAGCUAUAAUGUAUUUUAUGUUUUCUUAAGGUUUAGAUUAGGACAUUAUGAGAAUCAAUGCUUUGGAAGGCCACAAUGAUGACCGAGAUGGAAAGGGAUGAUUUCUGCUGUCAAUAGGGCAGGGGUCUUUACCUUCCCCCUACUACUACUUCUAUAUAUUUUCACCCUUUAUUAUCCAGCCCACUGCCAGGCUAAAUAGAUAUUAUCCUCUUACUCUGACAUGGAAACACUAAGAGACACCUAUGGGUUGAGAUCAUGGUGAAUUUGUGUGAUUUUUCUAUUCAUUUGUGCCCAAGUCAUUUGGAGAUUCUGGCUUGUGCUGUGUCUCUGACACUUAAAUGUACACGGUGAGAGAAACUGGUGAAGCGCUAGAACGGGUGUCAUCCGGAUCCAGAUAUUUUGCAGGGGAGGGGGGGGGGGCUGGCUAACUCGAUAUACUUUUACAAUGACGAAAAUCAAGUUUGAAACUAGAAAUGCGAAUGGACCUACAUUCAUACAGUUUAUUGACUGUGUCCAGCUCACUAAUAAUCAUCUAAAUGACAGUCGGGAGCAUCACUUUUUGCCCAUUUUGAUGGCGAGGAAAUGUUGUUGAAGACUGAAUGUGGCCCCCGGGGCAAAAUGAGUUUGGCACCCCUCAUCUCGAAGAGCUCAAUGUCUUUGAUAUGAGAGGAACACAUUUUCUCUGCACACACAGUCAUGACCUCUCUUGUUUCUGUGAAUGUGUUUUUAGACUUUUCUUUCAAGCUGUAUCAUCUAUUUGUUUUCUCCUUUUGUGAUGAGUAGUUUUGUUAUAGUUUGAAGAGCAGGAAGAAUAGCUUUCUAACCUCAGUGUUUUAUGUAGUUGUGUUAGUCUGUAUAAUAAUGUUCAGCAAGGGUACACAGUGUAAAGAAAAGCACUUCCUCCCUUUUGAUAAUGGUUCAUUUCCUUGUGAAAGACUAGAAAAAUGUCCCGGACUCUGUUUAACCUAUCUACUUUUGUAUCAAAUUCCUGUUAGGAGUAUGGUGUUCACAUGUAAUGGCAGGCACUCUGAAAGACUAGCAGAUAUGGGUCCUCUUCUGUCAGGACCAUUUGACUGGUAGUAUUCACACAGACUAUUGAACAAGCUUUUCUUUCAAGCUGUAAUAUGGGAAUUUACUCUAUGAAUGAUUGACUAGACUUCCUUAUGGACUACAUUUAGUUCUUUUCACUUGAAUUUAUCCCCUCUAAAGAGUGAAACAGGGUGUUUUAAGAGUUAUGAUUGGUUGCACACACCACUUUAGACUGAUUUGAAUGUAGGAAACGCUGGUGCUUGUGAGAACCAGAGUGUGGGGGUAUUGAUUCACAUAGUUAAUUGAUGUGGGGGGGGUGACUGGACUGGCCACACUGGAGGUUGUUACUGUGUAAUCCGGGAGGGAAGUAAGGUUUCAAGAUGGCAAUGGUAUGUAGCUUUUCUCUCAUUCUCAGCAGAAGCAAUCAACUAUAGAUGCUUCAUUUCGCUGACACUGGAACGUACCUAGCUAAUGAACAAUGUGUACUCUUUUUGUCAUAUUUACAACUGAAUUUAUGUACAUUUUUACCUAUCAUUUUCUCAAGAUGAACCUGUGAAGGACAACACUAUUGUUGAACACUACAUCUAUCUGAUUACUUUGACAGUAUCUGCGUAAACAUGGAACUUCUCUUUGGUAGCCAAACUGCUCUCUGUGACUUGUACCUAACCCUCUGUAAGUGUGUAACUAUCUGUGCAAUGUUAUCUACCAGGCUAUGAAACCACAACUGUGUGUACAUUUAACUUCACUUAGUGUUUUACUCUUUAAGUAGAUGUGUUUAUUUGGUAUUGAAUCGGGAAGUCAGGCUUUUAAUUUCAAAGUAGUAAAUCAACAUUCCAACUGAACUGCUAUGUUCUAGCACAGAUAUGGCCUGUACAAUUCAACCUGUCCUUUUUGUGACUGGAAAUCCCUCAAAUAUAUUGUCAAUGUACUGUCCAAUUGCAGUAUAACUUGUUGACACUGUCCAUUAGCAAUAUAUUACAAUUUACAUUUACCAUCACAAAUUGAACAUGCAGUUAAAGGACUUAAACUCUACUGAACAAAAAUAUAAACGCAACAUGUGAAGUGUUGGUUUCAUGAGCUGAAAUAAAAGAUCCCAUAAAUGGUCUAUACACACACAAAG